Molecule: messenger RNA, 1550 nt
Organism: Cannabis sativa
Lineage: Eukaryota; Viridiplantae; Streptophyta; Magnoliopsida; Rosales; Cannabaceae
Exons: 13
Coding region: 114-1247 (377 amino acids)
Cellular component (GO): kinetochore; Mis6-Sim4 complex
Source: RefSeq, a predicted model, not a curated record
UUUUUAUAGAUUCGGGUAAAGCCAACCAACCACCCAACCCAUUUCUUCUUCUUCUUCUUCGUCUUCUUCAAUAUUCUCCGCCAAAAAGCCAGAAGAGAGUGAGUGAGAGAGAGAUGGAUAGCGACAUUGAAGAAUCGCAGAAGAAAAAACUUAGAAAGAGCUCGUAUUCCGGAGGGGACUAUUCUCGCAAGUGUGAUGUCUGGGGGGAACUAUUGCGGCAACUUGAGCAGUUUCCCCGACGUCCCUAUGACAUAAUGGGAGAAUUGACUUUUAUACAAGAUGAUGAUAUCCGUUUAGAGACUACACGAGAUAGAUGGGCUAAGCUUCUAUGUUGCUUCACAGUUUUUGAUGCUCUCAAACGACAUGGGGUGUUAGUAGAGCGUCUUUCCAGGGAUUCUGACAAGAUGAUUUUUGAGCGUCUACAAAAUGAAUUUGAAGCAGCUCGAUCUUCUCAAACUCAAGAGAUUUGUUUAGAUGGAGAAGAGUGGAAUGAUGGGCUAUUAGCUACCAUAAGAGAACGGGUUCACAUGGAGGCAGACAGAAAGGCAAUGUCGGGAGACACAAAUGAUUUGGCAAGUCCUCUUGUUCAGGAAAAAAUUACGUAUAAAGUUGGAAGUAAGGUGAUUUGCUGCUUGGAAGGGGCAAGAAUUGGAAUACAAUAUGAGACAUCUUUUGCAGGAGAACCUUGCGAGUUGUAUCAUUGUGUGCUUGAGAGCAAGUCAUUUCUUGAAAAGAUGACUGUCUUGGAACACACACUUCCAUUUUUUUUGCCAAUAAAGGAAGCAGAAAAUGAUCUUCUUUCAUCAAAUGCUAUGAAAUUUAUAGAUUAUAUUGGAGAACUUCUACAGGCUUAUGUGGAUAGACGGGAGCAGGUUCGACUUGUGAAGGAAUUGUAUGGAAACCAAAUUGGAGAACUUUAUCAUAGCCUGCCCUACCAGAUGAUUGAAUUUUCACUAGAUGACUUUGAUUGUAAGGUAACUAUUGCACUUGGAUAUGUGGAUCCUGUCUCUGUACUUCCUUCUCGUAUCAAAGUACAAGCAUGGCCAGUGCAACAAUCGAAGAAAAACAGUUCGAAUACGAGUAGAAAGGAAAAUGAAAUUACUGAAGGUCAAACUGGUCCAGUUCGCCUGCUAUAUGCCGAGGAUGCAUUACGAACUAUGAGUCUACCAGAAGCUUAUGCAGAGAUUGUGCUGAAUUUGCCUCGAGCUCUGCAGCAAAUAUUUCAGCAGAGGGCUUCCACUACUUAAGUACUGCUUCUCUCUCUCUCUCUCUCUCUUCUUCUAUAAUGGUUGAUUUAUUGGACUCCAGAGAUCUUAAAGAAAAUUAUCAUGAAAAUGAGAUAUAUAGCAUUACUCGUCUAUUCUAAAUUAAAAAAAAAAAGUUAUUCUUAUCACCUUUUCUGUAUGUAUAUAUAUUAGAAACAUAUGACUUUAGUUUUGUUACUGUCACUGACUAUUUGUAUCACACUGUUUGAACAUAUUGAUAUGACUUCAAUAUCAAUAACCCAAUGGUUUACAUUUUUACAUAAAGAAUGAAAUUAUUGUGUACUA